Aureobasidium namibiae CBS 147.97 is the source of this 1302-nucleotide messenger RNA. Its product is annotated as PLP-dependent transferase. The record is from RefSeq and is a predicted model, not a curated record. Lineage: Eukaryota; Fungi; Ascomycota; Dothideomycetes; Dothideales; Saccotheciaceae. Gene Ontology annotation, molecular function: transaminase activity; pyridoxal phosphate binding. The annotation marks the transcript as partial. Gene Ontology annotation, biological process: amino acid metabolic process; biosynthetic process. The transcript has a single exon.
ACAUUGUCCACUCGUGCUGCUGCGUCUUACAACAGCACAUCAAACAAGCUAUGGACCAUUCUUAGCGACCUCUGGGACCCGCAAAGCAAUACUGGCGGUUAUGUGACGCUUGGCGUAGCAGACAACGCUUUGCUGCAGGACGAACUCGCCCAUCGCAUCAAUCAGUGCUCUGAUGUCCCGAGGCGACUCCUAACGUACAACAACGGACCAUCAGGAUCUCUGCGAUGCAAAGCGGCUAUCUCGAAAUUCUUGAAUCGCCAUCUAGCUCCUUUCACGUCCAUCGAGAUCGCUGAUGUUGUUGUGACCAAUGGGGUUUCUGCUGCGACAGAGCAUUGUUCAUGGGCGUUGUGCGACCCUGGCGACGGCAUUUUGCUCGGUCGACCAUACUAUCGCUCGUUUCUAAAGGAUCUAGGAACACGUCCAGAAGUUCGAGUCGUCCCUGUCAGCUUUGGCACGAAAGACCCACUGGAUGUAUCUUCCGUAGCUGAGUACGAACGAGCACUGCUCUCUAGCUUGCAAGAUGGAGUCAAAAUCAAAGCAAUCAUGCUUUGCAAUCCACACAAUCCUUUGGGCCGUUGCUAUCCGAGGGACUUUAUCAUUCAGCUGAUGGAACUGUGUCAGAAGUAUGGCGUUCAUCUUAUCAGCGACGAGAUAUACGCAUCGUCAGUAUGGAGGCAAGGACCCAGCGACUCGGAGGCCAUUCAACCAUUCACAUCGGUGCUGUCUAUCGACCCUACUGAUAUCAUAGACCCGGCUCUCCUCCAUGUACUGUGGGGCACAAGCAAAGACUUUGGCGCAAACGGACUUCGCUGCGGCGUCAUUAUUUCUCGGAACCACGAUCUGAUCGAGUGUGUCUCGAAUCUUAGUAUCUUCAGCUACGCUUCUGGUCUUACUGACCACGCCGUGUCGGAACUCCUCGAGGACGACGCGUUCACUGAUGCAUACAUCUCUUCCAAUCGCAAAGCCUUGCUCGAUGCAUACGAGUUUGUGGCCACAACCCUGGAUGCCAUGGGUGUACCUUAUGCCACGACAUCAAAUGCCGCUUUGUUCGUUUGGUGCGAUCUUCUGACGCCGUUCCUACACUCGAAGUCUGCAGAGGGACAUACGGUCAGAGACAUCAACGAGAUGUGGCUGCAAAGUAGUGCUCUCGCACAGAGAUUAGACGACGCUCGUGUGCAUGUAGGCGUGCCCGACCAGUUUGGUAGUGAACAGCCCGGUUGGUUUCGUCUUACAAUUUCGCGGCCGAGAGAACAACUUCAAGAAGGGUUGUUGCGGAUUGAGAGGGUACUCAAGGGAUGGUGA